UCCAGCCAAUAGCAGACGCCGAUACUGUCCCAGGUGAAAAACAGUAGGCUAGUGUGGUUGCUAAGCGUCGAAGGACGCGUUACUUCAUAUACGAGGCGAAUACAUCAUCUUUGGCAUAUUUUCGCCGGGUAUGAAGUCAUUUCGUCACCUAUUUUGGGUGAUUCUGUCACUCGACGUGCCCUAGUCAUUUGUACACGAAUGCAGCGGGCUUGUUCGCGAUGUUGACUCAACUUUCCGAGUGAGGAAAAAGGUCAAUUGCAUGCAAAGUGCAGCGAUGUUUCUCAAUUCUAAUGCAAACGCUCACAAUGUUGGCGUUGUUGUUUGAUCUGAGUUCGACUGGUCUGGUCUGCGGAGCACGGCGAGGGCGCCAAGUUUUGACUGUCAUGGAGGAAGCAGGAUAAACAAGUUCCAGGCUCACCAUGGCUUCAGUGUUGGACGACCCCUGCAUGGAAAGGGUGUUGAAGGGCCACACGGAUGCUGUCACUUGUGCACAUUUCAGUCCCAACUCCAAACAACUGGCCACAGGCUCCGCGGACAAGAGUUUGAUGGUCUGGAAUCUGUCCCCCAAAGGGAGGUCUCUGCGCUUUGUCAACCAUCAGGACACCGUCACUGCGGUCCAGUUCUGCCCGGUGGGGAGCCUGGUGGCCACCUCGUCCAAGGACAAGAUGGUGCGACUGUGGAAGCCGUCCAUGAAAGGAGAGUCCACGGUGUUCAAGGCGCACACGGCCACCGUGCGCAGCGUCGCCUUCUCCAACGACGGCGAGAAGUUAGUGACGGCGUCCGACGACAAGACCGUGAAGGUGUGGAGCGUCAGCCGCCGAUGCUUUGUCUACUCGCUCAACCAGCACACCAACUGGGUGCGAUGUGCCAGAUUUUCUCCCGACGGCCGCCUCAUCGUGUCCUGCGGGGACGACCGGAGCGUGCGACUGUGGGACACGUCCAGCAAACACUGCAUCAACUGCUUCACCGAUUACCGCGGAUCAGCCACCUUUGUGGACUUCAACUCCAGAGGCACCUGCAUCGCGGCCUCGGGGGCGGACAGCACACUAAGGAUCUGGGACAUCCGCACCAACAAGCUGAUCCAGCACUACCAAGUCCACAGUGCAAGCAUCAACAGCUUCUCCUUCCACCCGUCUGAUAACUACAUGAUCAGCGCCUCCAGCGAUGGAACCAUCAAGAUGCUGGACCUGUUGGAGGGACGCCUCAUCUACACCCUGCACGGACAUAAGGGCGCCGUGCUCACUGUCUGCUUUUCCACCGAGGGAGACCUCUUUGCUUCUGCCGGACUGGACGCCAAGGUGAUGUUGUGGAAGACCAACUUUGACACCAAGUCCUACAAUGAAGUCCUGCAGCAGCACAGCAGGAGGUCCGUGUCCUAUCCCCCGCCCCACCUGACCGACAUCCAGCCAAGGACCGCCCACCCUCACUCCACGUAUCCUUCUGACGUCCAGGUCGCUGCAUCUCUGGCAGACACACACACACCUGAGCCGCACAUCGUGGUGCUGCAGGAGGCCGAACGUCACCUGCAGCGUCACAACGCUGACCUCGCCCACUACGCUGUGGAGGAUGUGGAUGCCGUGGAGGAGGACACCAGCGAGGAGGAGCAGAAGACCAAACAGGAAGUGCACGAGGAGAGAAGAAGACACCAAGACACACCUGGAGACACCUUACGUCCCUCGCCCGUCCUCAACUCCAUCCUGCAGCACAUCGUCCAACAGCUGGACGUCCUCACGCGGACAGUGUCGGUGCUGGAGGAUCGUAUCACGACGACGGAGGACAAGUUGCAGGAAUGUCUUCCGGGUACGCUCACCUCCCAUGUCGCGCUAGAAGGAGCUAGCGGUGGGACUGACGCGUUAGCGCAACCAACGGAAGGAGGAGCUAGCGGUGGGACAGACCACCCACUUGAGGAGCAGCUGACUUCAGGACAAGACUCAGGGCAAGCAGUACAACAGACGCCCACUUAAGUGGACAUUUAAGGUACUCACAUGACAGGUUGGACACUGACAUCCUGGCAAUUCUGUUUUCUUGACAACAACAAACUGAAGUCCUGGCAAUUCUGUUUUCUUGACAACAACAAACUGAACUCCUGGCGAUUCUGUUUUCACAACAACAACAACAUACUGACGUCCUGGUGAUUCUGUUUUCUUGACAACAACAAACUGACGUCCUGGCGAUUCUGUUUUCUUGACAACAACAAACUGAAGUCCUGGCGAUUCUGUUUUCACAACAAAAACAAACUGACGUUUGGUGAUUCAGUUUUCUUGACAACAACAAAUUGAAGUCCUGGUGAUUCUGUUUUCACAACAACAAACUGAAGUCCUGGCGAUUCUGUUUUCACAACAACAACAUACUGACGUCCUGGUGAUUCUGUUUUCUUGACAACAACAAACUGAAGUCCUGGUGAUUCUGUUUUCACAACAACAACAAACUGACGUCCUGGUGAUACUGUUUUCACAACAAAAACAAACUGACGUCCUGGUGAUUCUGUUUUCACAACAACAAACUGACGUCCUGGUGAUUCUGUUUUCACAACAACAACAAACUGACGUCAUGGUGAUACUGUUUUCACGACAACAACAAACUGACUUCCUGGUGAUUCUGUUUUCUUGACAACAAUAAACCGACAUCGUGGUGAUUCUGUUUUCUCGACAACACCAAACUGACGUCCUGUCGAUUCUGUUUUCUUGACAACAACAUAUUGACGUCCUGGCGAUUCUGUUUUCUUGACAGGAUAGGAUAGGAUAAGAUAGGUCUUUAUUGUCAUUGCACAAGUACAACGAAACUUUGUUUUCAGCACAAACCCGUUCAAGAUUAGACAAACAAACAGUGUACAGGGUUACAGAACAGGAACGCUGAUGGGUCGCCACAAGGCGAUGGGGAAAAAGGUAAAACGCUGGGGAAGGAUGAGUAAAGAAAUACAAUCUAGACUGGGCUCCUAAGGGAGCUCAGUCUGGAGUGGGAAAAAACCUCCAUAGCAAAGCACAUAUACAUAUUACAACAUACAUCUCGAGAUAUCUAGCAACAGAGGGAAGGGAGUGCGGGGUCAUGGUGGUAGGCCGCAGCUCUGAUGCGCUGACCAUCCUUUCAUCACGCCUAUGGGAUUUGCGUCGAGGGCGUUGGAUUGCGGGGUGGGGUAUGUAUGUGUGUGGCGUAUAUUUUUGUGGAUGCAUGUUUGUGUGUAAGCCUGCAGUGUGUCUCUGUUCCGUGGCCUUGAUGUCGUGCAGUCGCUAGUCCAAAGUCAACAACAACAGGUGUGUGUCCAUGAGAGACAAGAAGGGAGUUUGUUGUGUCUUC
This is a messenger RNA of Entelurus aequoreus (snake pipefish), 3294 nucleotides long. RefSeq names its product POC1 centriolar protein B (gene poc1b). Gene Ontology annotation, molecular function: protein binding. The coding region runs from base 420 to 1964 and encodes 514 amino acids. Gene Ontology annotation, biological process: cilium assembly. The record is from RefSeq and is a predicted model, not a curated record. The transcript is spliced from 12 exons. Gene Ontology annotation, cellular component: centriole; ciliary basal body. Lineage: Eukaryota; Metazoa; Chordata; Actinopteri; Syngnathiformes; Syngnathidae.